AGGAACUUCGGUUUUUGGGCUCCGUGGAAACUCGCGAGAAGAGCAGCGUACACCCGAACGAGGAGCACGCCCCCAUUCCCUCUACAUACACGUAUUUCUAAGGUAGUGUACAUGCGCUCUGCGACAGCCGGCGUUGCGCUCAGCACGUCAUCGUUCCUCAUCGACACCCUGAGCGUCCUUGUCUCCGGUGGCACCGACGAGGUGCACCUGACCGUCGUGAGACCCUUCUGGACCGGCUUCGGUGCGGCCUUUCUACUCACCCUUGUGCUCUCCUUUCUCAUGAAAGGCUGCAUGACGUCGUGGCUUCGAUGGCCGGUGGAGAGGUGCAGGCAGCUCAGCAGUCUUGCAGCGGUGGGAGAGCCGGUAAAGAUGACCUUGGUCGUGCGAAAGGACUUGAAGAUGGGGAACGGCAAGAUUGCGGCGCAGUGCGCCCACGCCGCGGUGGCCGUUGUGGAAGAGAUACUAGAAAUCAAAUCGAGGCAGGUCGCCGCUUCCUCAGACGCGACGAUGACGUUGGACAGCACUUCGCAGCUGUGGCUGCGCUGGUACGCUGCGUGGCACGUCAGCGGGUGCUCGAAGGUGGCGCUGCAGUGCCCUGAUGAGGAGACGUUAAUGGCGAUUGCGAAGCACGCGAAGGAGGUGCAGCUGCCGUUUUGUGUUAUUCGGGACGCAGGGCGUACCCAGAUAGCCCCGGGCAGCAAGACGGUCGUGGCGGUGGGACCCGGGCCGAAGAGCUUGAUUGACGAGGUGACGGGUCAGCUGAAACUGUUGUGA
Leptomonas pyrrhocoris is the source of this 774-nucleotide messenger RNA. RefSeq lists its product as hypothetical. Lineage: Eukaryota; Euglenozoa; Kinetoplastea; Trypanosomatida; Trypanosomatidae. Bases 112 to 774 code for a protein of 220 amino acids. The transcript has a single exon. The record is from RefSeq and is a predicted model, not a curated record. Gene Ontology annotation, molecular function: peptidyl-tRNA hydrolase activity. Gene Ontology annotation, cellular component: mitochondrion; cytosol.